CUUUUUUCCAGCAUCUCCGCCAGAACUCCGACAAAUAAAUACCAGCUUCCCCCCCACUGCCCAGCAAAUCCCAAGACAACUCAUCAAUCUGGGCAAUAACAAACAAACAUCAACGUUCUAGGGCGACAUUCCCCAUCCACCAAUCGAACACCGAUAAGAUAAUCACCACCACACAUCAACCAUGAAGGUCCUCACCAAAGAACAGGAGGAGGCUCACUACAGAGUCACCCUCAAAGGUGGCAUGAAAGGUCUCGCCCUUGGCACAGCAGUUGGCCUCACCGGCCUCGGUCUCGCAAGCCGCCGCUAUGCCAUCAUCCGCGGCCUCACCCUCCCAAUGAAGUCCUUCCUCGUCACCUCGUCCUCGACCUUCUGCGCCAUUAUCGCCGCGGACCGCGCCUCGCGCGGAUACGAAUUCGAGAGCAUGCCGAAGAACCUGUACAAGGACCAGGCGUCGCGUGACAUGGCGAUUGCACGGGAGAACGACAGCACCUUCGACAAGUUCAAGCAGUGGGGUCGUGACAACAGAUACCCCAUUGUGACAGCGUCAUGGAUUGCCAGUAUGGGUGUUGCUCUGCAGUUGGUGCGCAACAACCCGUAUCUGUCGAAGGCCCAGAAAUUGGUCCAGGCGAGAGUUUACGCUCAGGGUCUGACCCUGGCUGUGCUGGUCGUGACCGCCCUCUUUGAGGUGGGAGACGCGAAUAAGGGCAGGGGCAGAUGGGAGACGGUUAUGGUCCUUGACCCCAAUGACCCUGAGCACAAGCACAUGAUCGAGAAGAAGAUUCACCACGAGAUGUACCCUGGAGAGGAUUUGUGGAAAGAUAUGGUCGAGGCUGAGGAGCAGAAGAUCGCAGCCCGCAAACUACAAGAUGGAGCGGCAGCGGCAGCGGCAACCAAGCAGGCUUCCACUAAGAACUAAAGAUAUCGAAGUUGGAAUAUACGGAAAAUACGGGAAACCCACGGCGAUACCGCAUAUCUUCCUUUCAAGCGUGAACAUUUUAACGAACACGAAGGCGUUGGGAAUCGGGGCAGGGACGUCUGGAAUGUAAAUAGGGCAGCAUCUUCUCUCUUUGGAGCAUUUUCGGUUGGAGCAAUUUUGUGCUCAAGCAUUGUUAAAUCUGUACUACUACUCUCGCGCCGGCAUAUGGGCAAAGGCGGCGAUUGAUACUCUCGCGAAACGCGAUGAGACUGGGCUUUUAUCAGUGGAUAGAUUAAUUCGUUCAUUUAUUCAAAGACACCUUUUC
Molecule: messenger RNA, 1241 nt
Organism: Pseudogymnoascus verrucosus
Lineage: Eukaryota; Fungi; Ascomycota; Leotiomycetes; Thelebolales; Thelebolaceae
Exons: 2
Coding region: 182-916 (244 amino acids)
Biological process (GO): mitochondrial respiratory chain complex IV assembly
Cellular component (GO): mitochondrial inner membrane
Source: RefSeq, a predicted model, not a curated record